AACAAAUCAUUCCAAAGAUGUGUAGAUCAUGCAAAGAAAUAUGGAGGUAUCUUCAACUCGACUCGAUUCCGCAGGUCCCAAAAAAGGCUCCUCGGUGGCAAGUUCUCGUAAGGGUUGUUGCAGUAAAUGUAGGACGAACAGUUCAGCGCAAAAUAUAUCUAAUGAAGAAAGACAACAGAGCACUGUCAGAUCCAACUCUGGUCGCCCUUUCAUUUCACCGAAUCUUUAUGUACCUGAUGAGACUAGUUCAAGGCAACAAAGAAAUUUCGAAAAUAGAAAAAACGAAGCAUCGAUGCUUCGUUCACGGUAUUCUUCAGGCUCACCCACUCAACGAAAUGCUGUUGAUAAUGGUUAUCGUGUGAGUUCAAGAGAGUUCGUCAAAUUCCAAGAAAACAGAAAAAUUCAAUCCAAUAUGUUGAAUAAUCCGAAUCAAAUGAAAGUAAGACAGAAUAAACGUGUUGAAUCAUUGAUUGUGAGAAAAAUCGAAGAACUCCUUGCAGAAGAUAUGAAAAAUUCGACCAGAAAAAUCCAAGAGGACAAAUUACCAAAACUUAGCAAGACGCCCAAACACAACAAUGAAAUUGAGAAUGCCAUCUGCAGUUCCAUGAAUGAUCUACGUGUUGUAAUGGAAGAUGAAAAAAGUGACACUGAUGAUAAAGUAGAGCGACUCAUAUCAGAAAUGUAUGCUGAGGAUACUGAGGUUAACAAUAACACAGAUAGAUUGAGUGAUUCCACCUUUGAAGAAAACAGAAAAAUUCAAUCCAAUGUGUUGAAUAACCCGAAUCAAAUGAAAGUAAGACAGGAUAAACGUGUUGAAUCAUUAAUUAUGAGAAAAAUCGAAGAACUCCUUGUAGAGGAUAUGAAAAAUUCGACCAGAAAAAUUCAAAAGGACAAGUUACGAAAACUUAGCAAGACGCCCAAAAACAACAACGAACUUGAGAAUGCCAUCUGCAGUGCCAUUAAUGAUCUACGUGUUGUAGUCGAAGAUGAAAAAAGUGGCAAUGAUGAUAAAGUAGAGCGUCUCAUAUCAGAAAUGUAUGCUGAGGAUACUGAGGUUAACAAGAACACAGAUAGAUUGAGUGAUUCAACCUUUGAUGAUGUUAUGAAUCAGAUCUCAGGCGUCUCAAACAGAACGAAUGAUUGCACCAAAAACGUGCCUUCGCGGCUAGUUACCAGUACUCCUAAGAAAGUUAAAAAAACAUGUGAUCGUCGAGAUGCGCCUUUCAACUAUGAAAACAUUUGCAUACUGCUGUCUGAUCUACUGCAGAGUACCAAAGAUGAAGUAGAUGCUUUAGCACAGUCGGAAAUCACAUUGAAACGCGGUGCCGUUAAAGACGAAACGCUGGAAAGUACCACGUUGACUGAAGAUGACUAUUACAUGGACUUUUGAAUCUUUAUUAGUUCUUUCCGUCAUAAUGAAAUGACGAGCGAAUGUUCAGGCAAGGAUUUCUGAAUUUCCAGUUUGUUUGUGUGGGUUUUUUGAAUUCAUUUUUGAGUAUACUUUCGUUAUAUAUGAGAUGUAUGUUAAAAUUAGCGUUGUAAUAUUUUAGUGUACCUG
This is a messenger RNA of Leptinotarsa decemlineata (Colorado potato beetle), 1558 nucleotides long. RefSeq lists its product as uncharacterized. The record is from RefSeq and is a predicted model, not a curated record. NCBI's taxonomy places the organism in Eukaryota, Metazoa, Arthropoda, Insecta, Coleoptera, Chrysomelidae.